This is a messenger RNA of Oldenlandia corymbosa var. corymbosa, 2241 nucleotides long. The record is from the annotation of a GenBank genome assembly. NCBI's taxonomy places the organism in Eukaryota, Viridiplantae, Streptophyta, Magnoliopsida, Gentianales, Rubiaceae.
AUGGGGUCACUAGCUGGUGGCGGGAAAUGGGGUCCGUUUGGGAUGGGCCCACAUAGUUUUCAUGAAUUCGACAGCCGUCGGCGGCGAAGAAGGAGUGGCGGAGGAUCAAAGUCCGCAAAUUCCGGGGGUGUAGUCGGCGGAAUUGGUUACAGGUUCCCGGUGAAGCAAGCAGUAACCGCCGCCGCUCUAGCCUUAACCGGCGACACCAUAGCUCAGCUCAGGCAACGGUGGGUCGACAACAAAGAUAGUGUCUCCGAUGACCAGCAAACAAAGGAUGUUUUGGAGGUUCUUUUCUCUGGGCAUGAUUGGAUACGUGCUCUUAGGUUGACUACAUAUGCCUUUCUGCUAUAUGGCCCUGGUUCAUAUGCAUGGUACCAGUUCUUGGAACGCAGAAUGCCAGAGCAAACAUUUGGUAACUUAUUAAGUAAGGUUGUCUUGAACCAAAUUGUACUCGGUCCUGCAGUAAUUGCUGUUAUUUUUGCAUGGAACAAUAUAUGGCAAGGAAAAGUCUCAGAGCUUCCGAAGAAGUACCAAACAGAUGCCCUUCCUACUCUCCUAUUCGGAUUCAGGUUCUGGAUUCCAGUGUCCAUUCUAAAUUUUUGGUUGGUUCCUCUUCCAGCUCGUGUGGCUUUCAUGUCUACAGGAUCUAUAUUCUGGAAUUUCUACUUAUCUUCAACGAUGAAUAAUAAAAGGUUCUGGAGUGGAGUUAGCCAACAACGUGAGCAAGCUUGGCCUUACUCCAUUUUUAACAGCUCAAGGUGGGCUGGAAGACCUACCUUGAACCUAGACUCCAUGAACAGAGGCAACCAGAACAUAACAACACCAGGAAACUGGAGAAGUAGACCAGAUAAUGGUCCAUAUCCCCCCAGGCAGGAUGUCGUUAAUAGGAUGCCCUCUUCCAUAUUUCCUCUUCAUCCCCCUGUAGGAGGUCUUCUGGAUCCUAGAGAAGAUAUCCAUCCAUGGUGGCUGUUGAGGGAAAGACUUCCUGGUGGACCUGUAAUCAUAGGCAGUUUGCCAGUGCAACCAUAUCUCAACAAUCAAAAUCAAUACCUAGGCAAUUCUGCGACAAGAAUCCCAUCAACAAGACAACCUGCAGCUGAUGGUUCUCCAAGUUAUUAUGGCCAAUGGAAUGUGCAAGCCCGAAACGAAGAACAAUCGAAAUUGACUCCAGACGAGCAAAAAAAAGUCCUGAGCAAGCUGAAGAAAGAGGUUUAUAAUCCAACACCAAAAUGGUUAACAAGAAGACCAAGUCUUUAUUAUAGAGACAAUCCGCUACACAUUUCCAGGGAAACCAAAAGUGACAAGGAUGAUGAUGGCAAGAGGUGCGCAAUUUGCCUGGAGGAUUUUGAGCCUAAAGAGCUGGUCACAGUCACACCCUGCAAUCAUAUGUUUCAUGAGGAAUGUAUAGUUCCAUGGGUGAAGAACCAAGGUCAGUGCCCCGUUUGUCGGUUUGCAAUCUUGGAGAAGGCUAAAGAGAAUGCAGCUCCCUCCAGGAAUGUAGUUACUAAUGAUCCGUUCGAAAAUGAACUGAUCACAAUGAUGCGAGCCUUGGAACAAGCUUACCUCCUAGAUAACAUAAGGCGGAAGUAUACUUGUUGUGUGGAUUGUUAUCAUGGGCGCAUUGAAAAACUGAAAGCUCCUGAUGGCUGUCUUCUCCGGUCACAACCAUCGGCUCCGGCCAACACCAACCUCAUCGUCUAUAAGUUGUUCGACCCGGCAUUCCUCUGUUUCUCAUGUAUCCCUUUUCAAGGCAAUGUGGUUUCCCCUAUUUGUGUUCUGCCGCUGACAGAGGAGAAUGUGGAAAAAGUGUUGGAUGAAGUAAGGCCAUCCCUAAUGGCUGAUGGUGGGAAUGUUGCCUUGCAUGAGAUUGAUGGUCUUGUUGUUGUGCUAAAGCUUCAAGGGGCUUGUGGUUCUUGUCCGAGCUCAGCAAUGACACUGAAGAUGGGAAUUGAAACUCGGCUUCGGGAUAAAAUCCCGGAAAUUCUAGAAGUAGAACAGAUUGUUGAUACAGAAACUGGUCUUGAGUUGAAUGAGGAAAAUGUUGAGAAGGUUCUUUCAGAGAUCAGGCCAUAUCUCGCUGGCACAGGUGGUGGAGAAUUAGGGCUUGUUCAGAUUGAUGAUUAUGUUGUAAAAGUUCGUCUAAGCGGCCCUGCUGCCGGGGUAAUGACAGUCCGCGUCGCAUUAACACAAAAAUUGAGGGAAAAGAUACCAGCAAUAGCUGCUGUUCAGUUGAUAGAGUAG